Molecule: messenger RNA, 15434 nt
Organism: Spirometra erinaceieuropaei
Lineage: Eukaryota; Metazoa; Platyhelminthes; Cestoda; Diphyllobothriidea; Diphyllobothriidae
Source: the annotation of a GenBank genome assembly
AUGGCGAGACCCCAAGAUACGGCUUUUGCCCGAUUCUAUGGCCUCCCUAAGGUGCACAAAGACGGCGCUCCUCUCCGACCCAUCGUGUCGCUCAAAGGGACUCCAACGUACGGACUGGCCAAGUGGCUGUUCCGGCGUCUCAAGUUCCUGACCGCUGAGUCAGACACCACGGUCUCUUCGUCAGCACAAUUCCUGGAGAAACUCAAAGGGGUAAGCAUCCAUCCAAAUGAGGUCACGGUAUCUUUUGAUGUUACAUCCCUUUUUACUUCUAUUCCCCAGGACCUGAAGAUCGAGACAAAUGAGCUGCUACUAUAAAACAAAUACGAUGAAACGGAGAAUCAUCUUGGACACGCCCAAAUCCUUCAGCUCCUGAAGCUCUGUCUCAGGACGCACUUCACGUUCAACGGGACAAUCUACGAACAGGUGAAGGGCACACCAAUGGGUUCGUCGAUUUCGGGAUUCAUCGUCGAGGCGGUCCUGCAACGGUUAGAAUCGCUGGUCUUCCAACACCACAGACCGACAUUUUGGGCCCGGUAUGUGAAUGAUACCUUCGUCGUCAUCGAAAGGGAUCAGGUGUUGACAUUCCAAGAACAUCUCAACGCCGUAUUCCCGGACAUUCAAUUUACGAUGGAGGAGAAAGAGAACAACCAACUGGCCUUCCUGGAUGUCCUCCUAUGCCGCAAAGAUUGUGGUGAACUAAAAACUAAAGUAUUCAGGAAAGCGACAAAUAUGAUGAAAGUACUGAACUUCAACAGUAACCACCCAAUCAGCCACAAACGCAGUUGUGUAAGGACGCUCUAUCGGCGUGUCGAAACGCACUGCAGUGAGCCGGAAGAAGAAAUUGUCGAACUACAAUACCUCCGACGGGUCUUCAAAGCCAAUGGCUACCCGCGCAACUUCGUCGACCGGUGCAUACGCAAAAGGGACGAAAGGCCUAACCGCACGGACACCAAAUCUUGGCGGGCACUUCCGUAUGUCAAGAACGUUUCGGAAGCUGUCGGCCGCCUUCUCGCACCACUUGGGGUUGGAGUGGCACACAUACCGGAGGCAACCAUCAGGCGUCUGAUCAUGAAACCGAAAGACCCACUGCCACGGCUAGAAACGUCUGGAGUCGUUUAUCGGAUCUGGUGCAGUUGCGGACAAAGCAACUACGUCGGAGAAACCGGAAGACGGAUCCGAACGAGAAUGGCCGAACACGCGCAGCGGUGCGCAGAAAUGACGCCAGCUCUCAGGUUGCGGCUCAUUCGACGAGAUCCGGCCACACAUUCAAAUUCGAUGAGGCCGAAAUUCUCGCAAGAGGUGACAACCGCGUAAGCCGGGAGCUACUGGAAUCAUGGUUUACUGACCCCCAGUCCAUCAACAAGUGCAACGAUCUUCCGACUCCAUACUCCGUGCUAAAACUUCGCCUAGGCGGAGUAACAAGCCAUGCGAGGAGGGCAGAGGUGAACACAUUUCCCAACACCGGGGUCGGUGGGUCAGAUGGUCGAGCAAUCAUCACGCCAACAUCCAACGCACGUGAUGAAAUUGCAGCAAUUAUCGACUCGAAUGUCGGCCAUCAAGCAAUGAUCACACCAAGUGCGACGAUCCCGGAUGAAGGGGGGCGUGAGUGUUCAUAGGUAUGCGGUAGCAUGGCUACUGCAUCCUAUAGAUACCGCAGCCCCUUGUGCAACAACCAUCCGUUUCUGCUUUUUUGUCUCUGAUGAUGGAUUCGAGUAGGAAUCCGAAAAGUCAGGCUAAAUUAAGUGUGCCUAAUCAAAUUCCAGGCAUCUACAAUCUCUAUUGAAACCAUCUAACCGACAAUAAUCUCCACCAGCUCUUUACGUUUCAUCUUCGAAAGGAUUUCCUUGGCAGAAUUAUAUUUUCUUGUAUUCAGUUUCCAAUAAUUUAAUUCAGUUUGAAGUAAACCCAUGCCAUAAGCAAGUUCGGGCGUUGAUUUAGUUGAGUAUAGGUAUGCUUUGGACACAUUUUCUGCUUUCAUGCUUUCGAACAAAGUAAUGCAUUUGCAGCGUCUCACGCGAGCACAAACCAUCCGCACUGUAAAUAGCGCGAUGACAGUUCUCGAGCGGCUAGAGCGUGCGCACAUUCAGCCUCGCGGACAGCCAAUCACGGGCGUCCUCGAGGCUGCUCCCCAACGGACUAACAGCCCAAGCUGACAUUGGCUCUCGUCGCAGGCCGCAUUAUUGCUCACAACACCCUUCGCGGCGAAGCACGUGCAGGUCCUGCACCGGACGCUGACUACGACCAAACUCUUGCACAGAAUAAAGACCUAAUACUGGUGUCUAUCCGCCUCCUCAUACUCCCCUACAAAAUGCUUAAUAUACGCCCACCACCAAGGCCGUCACAUCAUAGACACUGGGCAAAACAAAGGCAGGACCACAAUAUGCACGACUAUGCACUUUUUGUGCACGUCCCAAUAAUUAGAAAGCGUAAUCUGCGACAAAAAAUACACUGCUUUGUAGUUCCCCAUAAUUGGCGGCCGUCUUUGAAUGAGAAUUAUAUCCGGGGAAUGAUCAAAGCAAGAGAAAUUGAUGAUCGUAACCUUGAAGGCAAAACAAACAGUAUGUCUGGACUGUCUUUUCUGAACUGGGAAAUGUCUUUGAGGAAGGCCGGGACAGUCAGUAUCAUGUGACUCUGUUGAAAGACAGUCGGUGUCGCAAUUGUUGACCGAGCUUAUUUCGAAGACAAUGUAAUUGCAUGUUUACGAUGCCGUCGUUUGUCAGGACGUCCGCUGUUCGUGGGUAAGAGAACAUUUUAUACCUGUUGAAGAAUAGGCCAUUUACGUACGAAAUGAGCAUUUAUAUUAUAGCACGAUCUGCGGGCAAUAGACUGGCCUCCUCAAGCCUUUUCCGCAAGUAAAAUAUCGUAGUAACCUAGAAAGAGACGCGACAGUUAGAAGAAAAAAAUAGUUCUUCUGGCGAUGGUAAUUCACAUUUAGACCUAUCGACAGGGUAGCGGCGGUUGAAAAUAAUGGGUAUCAAGGGUGCACUGUUAAACCGCGCGUUCCUCUCAUAGAUAGUUGCCCUGCCUUUUCCAAGUCUCCCUAAUAAAUGAGGAUUAGGUUGGGAGGCAUUAUUUUAAUGAUUGACAGGGAACCGAAAAGUCGUGGUUCUAGCAGUUCGCAGUUUACGCUUUUCUAACCGCAUGGGCGUAUUUCACUUUCUCGAAACUUGAAGGAGGGGGGCGACUGGGGUCGUCGAAUAAGCGGUUUGUACGACGGUUGGCGUCUCUCAUCUCCACUUUCGCUGCAUGUUCGGGUAUCCGCGUCCAUCUGAAAUAAUCGCCUUGUUUCUUCGGGGUUGUUACUUGGCCAGAAACUGCGCCAGACUUUUCCUAUUCUGUCUGUGGGUUUCUCGGCCACACGGUUGGGCAUCUGGUGAUUGCCUCUUUUCUGUCUGAAAUGCAAAUUGCCGAUGACAUAAUAAGACGACCGACUGCCAUUGUGAUCAUCGUUGCGUAAGGAACGAUUAGUCUGGUCUCAUCAGAGCGCGUUCACCUUGAACGCCGGUCGAGGUUACUGCGAUUCGGAAAACAUGCUGCCGUAUUCAAUUCAAUGCGUCUCAAUGUGCCGAUUUAACGUCUUUACACGACUACGCCUGGAGCAGACUGGUAAAAAAUUAGUAUGUCGUAACUGUUGUACUUGAAUUGAGAAAUGUCUUUAGGGAAGGACGCGACAGUCAGUGUCAUUUGACUCUGUUGAAAGACAGUCGGUGCCGCAAUUGUUGACGGCGACCAUUUCGAAGACAAUGCAAUUGGAUGUUUACGUUAGAAUUGUCUGUCCAACGCACCAUAUUUACUGGUAAGUUUGCAUUAGCGGAAAAAUAUCAUGUUAUUCCUCUACGGUGGGCUACCGUUACAGAACAUUUUACAUCCGGUGGAGAGUGUGCCAUUUGCGUACGAAAUGGCAUUUAUAUUAUUAGAGCAGGAUCUGUGGGCAACGAACUGACCUCCUCAAACCUUUUCCGCAAGUAAAAUAUCGUAGUAACAGAGAAGGAUGCGCGACAGCUAGAAAAAAAACAGUUCUUUUGGCUUAAAUAAUUCACAUUUUAACCUAUUGUCAGGGUGGCAACAUUUAAAAUUAAUGGGUACGGAGUGGACAAGGCAUAUUUUGAACACAAUUGCUUUUCUCCCAUGUGGGACAAUCAAAACUGAUGAUCGUACUCACUACGAUUAUCGUUGGUCGUCCAAAUCUGAGUCCCGAAAGGCCGCAGUUUCGUCACAGAUGUUGGCCGUUGGUGUGGUAGUGGCUGACUCUGGGGACUUGCUGAUAUUGUCACUGCAAUUCGUGUUAAACCGUGUGUUCCACUGAUGGAUAAUUGUCCUGUCUAGGUCCAGUCUCAGCAAUAAAUUAGGAUUAGGAAGGCGGAAAGUAUUUUUUGAUGGACAAGGAACCGAAGUGCCGUGAUUCAAGCAGCUCACAUUUUACGCUGUUCUAACCACAUAUCUGGACGCCCACUAUUCAUGGGUAAAUAUGCGUUAGCCGAAAGAGACCUUUCUAUUCCUUUACGGCGCGGUCAUUUUACAGGUGGAGAAUUUGCCUUCUGACGGUGACACAAGGAGGCAAUUGACAACCUCCUUGGGGCACUUGCUAACAAGUAAAGUCGACUGAUUAAAUUUCAUUGAAGUUCACUUGCCCUGGACCGCGAUCGGAGUUACUGCAAUUCUGAAAUCGCGCCUUCCGACUCCGUGCAGGGCAUCUCAACAAACUAAUUUAGCUUCCUUACGUAAUUGCUUCUGUAGCUGACUAGGUAGUUGCCGCUGAAACCCUGUACUUGCGUCAUCCUUAUUGCUUUCUUUUACACCAGUUUUUAAGUCAACACGAUGUAUGUAUGCGUAAUAUUACACCAUUUGUGCGCCUGCUCCAAAAUCCGUUCUUCCUCCUGAUGAUGGGUUCAAGUGUGAACCCGAAGCGUCAGAAAAACAAACAUUUUCUUUCAGAAAACGCGUCUCUAUUUUCUCAAGUAAUUUCUGAAAAUCUUUCCUCGUGCCAAUCCACGAUCUGUUUCGAUUUUGUGAAGUGAAAAUCUGCAGACACAUUUUUUCCAGCAUUGAAGAACUGUAAAUUGCUUCGUGUUUGACGUUUAGGGAAGGUUCAGAGCGACGCCGACGAAGACCUCCACGCCAUGCGAUAACCGAAACUUAGAAAUACUGUUACCUUAAUGGAGUUUGUAGAGAAUGUUGUCUGAUCAUGAAUUUUGCUGUCACAGUUCACUUUGUCGAUUGUAACUGCUGGAGGCCGGGAUUUUAUUAACAUUCGUUAGCUACUUUGAUGCUAGCUAGUAGGCAGAUAGAUUAACAAUUAAUUUUACGCUCUAUUUUAAACUGCAUUACCGCAUUUCCGGUGACUAAGGCCUUGUUGGAUUUUUGAACGCACACUUAAUUGCAGCAAAAUCGACCCUGAUGACUGAAGAUUAGGGUUCUGCAAACCUAGGAUUGAGCAAGAGUAGAUGCUUUCCCUGAAACGAUCGUUUUUAUUUCGCCCAACGUUUCCUAUUCGUGCAUCAACAACAAUCCUGUCAUGUGUUUGCCAUCUUGAAGAUGAGGUUGGAUUGCUUGUCUGAAUUCACCUCCACAAAUAUCGUUCAUCUAUUUGCUGUAUUUGUUACCAGAAUUUGUUACCAGAGACAGAGUAGCUCUUCUAUUCUCUAACACCUUGGCAUUACAGGAUGAAAUUAGCGGGUCGAAGCACUCGGGGUACUUCUUGUAGAACGUGAGGCUCUUCGCGUAAGGCGGGUUCCUCCUAAACGAUGUCUUUCUUGGGAUUUUACGCAUUGUCCUCCUUGAAGAUUAGGUCGCUUUAUUAUUUGUAUUCAUCCCCACACAAGCCCGGUGUCAAGCAAAGAUAAAGGGCAAUAGUUUAUGUCAACGCUCUUAGCAACCAUCCCUUUCGCUCGUCGUUAAUCAGCAAAAUUCAUCGUCAAUAUCUUCAGGCCUAGCCAUACCAAAACAUGAACAAACAAAGGGUCGUGAUGCUACUGCUUAAGGCACACCCACCAAGUAAAACUCUAACCGCAAAUCUUGUUCUCUACAUUGACUGUUGCAUUACGAGAGAAGUUUAACUCAAGGCUACUCAUAAACAUGCAAGUAGGCGAAUUUUCGAGAACUAAAGCCCUGUGCGAAACAAAAUCGCAUCUGCAGACAACUUCAGAAAUUUUGAUUUAUGCUAAACGCCAUUCUACUUGCCAAGAUCUUCAGUAGAUGUGCUAUUAGAUGAAAUGCUGGUCAAAAUUCUGAAAUACGUUUUUAAUUCGUAAAGAUUAGUUGGUUCGGAUCAUAAUAUUAAUUAUCGUGCGGCAUAUUUCAGUCACGACAGGAUACCAGCUUACAGUGGCGCUUUUUAUCAGGGCCCAGUAUAAACUGCACUACGUAAAAAUUAACUACUUAUGUAAUAUGAUUUCUCCCCACGGGUUUUUCUUGCUCCUACAAACUCAAAGAUGACUUGUAAAAACCAUGCACUUAACCGUGUUUUCAGUUACUCAUUUAGUUGCAAUCUAUACCUUCGUCAAAUGUUGUAAUUGGAGAUAUAGUACCAUCUCUUACUUGCAUUUUGGGCAUCUAAACUACAAGCCGGAUGCUUUCCAUGUAAGGGAUAUGACACAUUUCUAUGUGCCUUUAAGACGAGGUGAUAUAAGACUCCUAAAAUUUGGUAAAAGGUGAAGUCUAUGUUGUUUGUGUCAUGAGCAUUAAUUAAACUGCUGGUGCGAUGCCGUAUGAUUGAAAAUUUAACGGUCCAAAGAAACCUCAUAAUCAAACAAUUUUUUCGAUAUCUAAAGGCGCAUAUUCUUUGGGCUAGAUCGCAGUUGGUAGCCAGGCCCCGUAUUACAGGUGUCUGGGAUGUUUGUUUACUGGGGCUAUUUUGUGGGGUUCCAUAAUCACAUCUGACUUAUUUGGCUUCCGUUUUACAUUUGAGGUUAGGAAUAGGGUGCCGGUUAAUGGUUUCCGAUUUUCGGGUUAAGGUUAUGCCUUUAGGCUUGAGUUUUCGGGUUACCGUUAGGGUUUGAGCAUACGAAUAGGUUUCAGUAUUACGCCUAUGUUUUCCAGUUACGGCUAUGACUAAGGACUACGGUUACGGUUGCGAUUUCGGUUAAGGUUAGGGUUGCCGUUAGGGUUAACCGUUAACGUUUAAGGUUGAGGCUAGGGUAAGGGUUAGGAUUACGGUUAAGUUCGUCGUCCGCUUCCCCAUUCCUGGCUACCAACUGCGAUCUAACCAUUCUUUGAUUUAAAAAAUUUACAGAAAGUGUGAUUUUUUAGUAUAAAAAUACAAUAAUGAGUACUAUUUGUGUAUUUUUCCUAUAAAAUAUAUCUGAUUUUUUUAAGGACAUCAAAAAUCAAGGUGAAAGACCAAAUUAUAUGAAUGGUCAUUUUUGCGGAGUGCAGUUUUGCGGUCGAUCGGAAGGAAACCCGGUCAAAGGCCGUCAUCCUGACGUAUACGAAUUAUCUUAGAAUUACGCCGUACGAUAAUUAUUGUUUCAACCGUACUUCAGCGGUAUUUUCGAAUCAGGAACACAUUUUGGGAUUUCAGCUCCAAAAUCCGUUCUACCUUCUGAUGAUGGUUUCCAGUGUGAACCCGAAACGUCAGAAAAAUAAACAUUUUUUUCCGGAAAACGCGUCUCUAUUUUCUCAAGUAAUUUCUGAAAAUCUUUCCUCGUGCCAAUCCACGAUCUGUUUCGAUUUUGUGAAGUGAAAAUCUGCAGACACAUUUUUUCCAGCAUUGAAGAACUGUAAAUUGCUUCGUGUUUGACUUUUAGGGAAGGUUCAGGGAGCGACGCGGACGAAGACCUUCAUGAUUACCGAGACUUAGGAAUAUUGUUACCUUGAUGGAUUUCGUGGCGAAUGUUUUCUGAUCGUGAAUUAUGCUGUCACAGUUCACUUUGUCGACUGUAACUGCAGUUUGUAUUUAACCGUGAACUGCUGGCGGCCAGGGUUUUAUUUACAUUAGUUAGCAACUUUUAUGCUAGGUAGUAGACAAACAGGUUAACGAUUAAUUUGGCGCUGUAUUUCAAACUGCAUUACCGCAUUUCCGGUGACUAAGGUCUUGUUGGAUUUUCGAACGCACACUUUAUUGCAGCAAAAUCGACCCCGCUGACUAAAAAGUAGGGUUCUGCAAACUUAGGAUUGAGCAAGAGUAGAUGCUUCCCCUGAAACAAUCGUUUUUAUUUCGUCAACGUACCUUAUUCGUGCAUCAACAACAGUCCUGUCAUGUGUUUGUCAUCUUGAAGAUGAGGUUGGAUUGUUUGUCUGAAUUCACCUCCCCAGACAGAUACACAAAUAUCGUUCGUCUGUUUACAUUGUUUCUUGCUGCACAGACAUUCUGAAUUUGUUAUCAGAGACAGAGUAGUUCUUCCAUUCGUUAACACCUUGACAUUGCAGGAUGAAAUUAGCGGGUCGAAGCACUUGGGGUACUUCUUGUAGAACGUGAGGCUCUUCGCGUAAGGCGGUUUCCUCCUAAACGAUGUCUUUCUUGGGAUUUUAUGCAUUGUCCUCCUUGAAGAUUAGGUCGCUUUAUUGUUUGUUUUCAUCCCCACACAAAGUCCGACGUCAAGCAAAGAUAGAGGACAGUAGUUUAUUUCAACGCUCUCAGCAACCAUCCCUUUCGCUCGUCUUUAAUCAAGAGAAUUCAUCGUCAAUAUCUUCGGGUCUAGCCACACCAAAAAAAUGAACAAACAAAGGACCGUGAUGCUACUGCUUAAAGCACACCCACCAAGUAAAACUCUAACCGCAAAUCUUGUUCUCUUCAUUGACUGUUGCAUGUACGCGAGAAGGUUAACUCAAGACUACUCAUAAAAAUGCAAGUAGGCGAAUUUUUGAGAACCAAAGCCCCAUACGAAACCAAACCACAUAUACAGACAACUUCAUUAAUUGUGAUUUAUGCUGAGCGCCACUCUACUUGCCAAGAUAUUCAGUAGAUUUGCAAUUACAAGAAAUGCUGGCCAAAAUUCGGGAAUACGUUUUCGAUUCGUAAAGAUUAGUCGGUUCGUAUUAUAAUAUCAAUUAUCUUGCGGCAUAUUUCAAUCACGACAGGAUGCCAGCUCACAAUGACGCCUUUAAUCAGGGUCCCGCAUAAACUGCACUACGUAAAAAUUAACUACUUAUGUACUAUGAUUUUUCCCCACAGGUUUUUGAUGUCCUUACAAAUUCAAAUAUGCUUUAUAAAAACCAUACGCGAAAAUUUGUUUUCUUUUACUCAUUUAGUUUCAAUCUUCGCCUUCGUCAAAUAAUAUACUUGAAGAUAGAGUACCACCUUUCACUUGCAUGUGAGGCAUCUAAACUACAAGCUGUAUGUUUUCCAUGUAAGGAAUAUUGUACAUUUCUAUGCGCCGUUAAGACGAGGUUAUAUAAGACUUCUAAAAUUUUGAAAAAGGUGAAGUCUAUACCGACUGUGUCAGGAGCAUUAAUUAAACUGCAGUUGCGAUGCUGUAUUAGUGAACAUUUAACGGUCCUAAUAUAUCUCAUAAUCAAGCGUUGUCUUAAUUCUAAAGGUGCAGAUGCUUUGAUUUAAAAAAUGUGAUUAAAAUGCGAUUUUUUAGUAAAAAAAAUACAAUAAAGAAUACUUUUGUGCAUGUUUCCUAAAAAAUAUAUCUGAAUUUUUUCAAAGACAUCGAAAAUCAAGGUGAAAGACCAAAUUAUACGAAUGGUCAUUUUAGCAGAAUGCAGUUUUGCGGACCAUCGGAAGGAAACCCGGUCAGAAGUCGUCAUCCUGACGUAUACGAAACAUCUUAAAUUACUUUGUAUGCUAAUUAUUGUUUCAAUCGUGCUUCAGUAGUAUUUUCGAACCAGGAACAUAUUUUGGGAUUUCAGUUGAUAUUUUAUGAGAUAACAUAAAUACCGUAAGCCAUAGCAGCCUCUAUCGGUUUGGCCAUAUUUCAUUUUUUGACUCCACCAAAACUUCUUCAUGACUACUGUCUGUUACUCACACUUUGAUAAAGUUAUGAAUAACCCUCCAAUGUCUAGGUAGCAGUAAUUGGCCGUCAUCAUCUGGAGGUGCUGCCUAGUAGGGAGAAGUAGCGUCAAGGGACUUCAAACAGAACUGCCGAACAAGGAACCAGCAUACAGAGCUGGCCUCGCAUUCCAUGAGAUCAGUCGGCAUUGUGGAAGCGAUAUUUGCGAAAAAUUCUCAACUGCACCCCAGAUCUCUUUAAACAUUUUAAAUAUUGCAUAUUAUUAGAUCAACUAUUUUCAAUUAUUUUAGCCAUUUUUCAAUGCGUUCAAGCAGGAAAAAUUUUUAAAUGAAUCUUUUCCCACCAAGAGUCGGAGAUGACGUUCCACUUAGUCUUUUCUACUUUAAAAUGUCUGCUUAUUGUCCUUUAGGUAGGCAUGUCGGGUUACGGUAGUCGUUGUGAGAGAUGGAAAAAGACAAAGCGAAACGGGGUUUUAGCUGCAAACAGUAAUACUAACGCUAGAAGUAAAUCUGAAGGUUGGACUACUUAUGACCCUCAUAAGUCUUUCUGCUUCCCUUUCAUAAGAAUAAUACUUGUGACAAAACAACUACGUCGGAGAAACCAGAUGACAGAUCCGUACGCUAAUGGCCGAACACACCUCAGCAGUGCGGAGAAAUGACGCCAGUUCUCAACUAGCGACCCAUUCGACGAGAUCUGGCCACACAUUCAAAUUCGAUGAGGCUGAAAUUCUCGCUAGAGAUAAAAACCGCGUGAGCCGGGAAUUGCUUGAGUCAUGGUUUACUGACACCCAGUCCAUUAACAAGUGCAAUGACCUUGCCCUUCCAUACUCGAAGCUGAGACUUUGCCUAGGCGGAGUAAUUAGCCACGCGGGGAGCGCACAGGUGACACUGUUCCCAACGCCAGGGUUGAUGGAUCAUAUGGUCUAGCAAUCAUCGCACCAUCAUCCAAAACACGUGACGCGAAUGUUGGCCAUCAGUCAUCACAUCAAUUGCAACAAUCCUUGAUGAAGGGGGGAGCCGUGAAUAUUCAUAGGUAUGCGGCAGCAUGGCGACUGCAUUCUAUAAAUACUGCAGUCCCUUGUGCAUGAGCCACCUGUAUCUGCUUCUGUCUCUGAUGAGGAGUUCCAGCUGGAAUCUGAAACGUCAGUUGAUUAAAGCUCUUGUUCCAGCGAUCGUGUCUCCUUCUUCAAGAUCAGGAGGUUGUCAUUUUUACAUAUAUUGGUAAUUCAAGUACUGGAAUUGUGAUUUUUAAAAGUGUACCUGUUGGCAUGCUGCACCCUAGACCAGAGUCGACGUGUAACAUUUUAUGAGUUUUAGUGAGCCAGAUAUAUGAUUAAUCAAAUGUGAUUUAAGGGCGGAAAGGAUUGCUUUGUUCUUAGCAACGAACUUGGACGAGACAGUCUGACAUAGUAGCUACAUUUUUUGCGCAUCUCCGGGUAAGACUAUACCCGCAGGAUAUCUUGAAAUUUAGAAUUAAAAUAGCAAACAGUAGUCAUUUUUCUAUGGAUUGAAUUUCAAACAUCAGUCUAGGUAUUUAAAAAGAUGUGAAGGGAUGGGCCCCUAGACAAAAUAACGCGCUCUAGGAGACGAAAUUACCUUAAAAGUAAAUUUAUUCGCCCGAAGUUUCCGAUUCACAAUGGAACCCACUAUCAGUGACACUUCGCGGUAGUCCAACAAAGACUGCGUUUUUUGGGAAAAUUGAAGCUUUCAUGACAGCACUAAAGGCGACGCAAGUAUUCGAGUUCAUUAACAACAACAAUUAAAUCUGAUCCAGACGUAGUUGUGUAAAGACGUUAAAUCGGCAUUUCGAGAUGCACUGAAAUAAAUCUGAAAGCCUGGUUUCCGAAUAGCAAUAACCUCGACCGGUGUACGUGGUAAAUGCGCUCUGAUGAGACCAAAAUAUCAGUUCUAUACGCAAAUACGAUCUCAGAGGCAGUCAGUCGCCUUAUCGCGUCAUUUGCAAUUUGCAUACAAACAAGAAGUAGUCACCAGGCUCCCAACCGUGAGGACGAGGGACCCACAGCCAGAAUAUGGGAUGUCUCGUGCAGUUUAACGGACCUGGUACAGUUUCGGACUAAGUAACAAUGCCGGAGAAACUAGGAGAUUAUUCCAGAUAGACGCGGAUGACCGAACCUGCAGCGGCAGUGGAGAUGAGAGACGCCAACCGUCGAACAGACCGUUUAUUAGACGAUUCCAGUCGCCCACCCCCUUCAAGUUUCAAGAAACUGAAAAAUGCCCAUGGGGUAAGAACAGCGUAAACUGCGAACUGCUUAAAUCAGGGUACUCAUUAUUUUCAAACGCCGCUACCCUGUCGAUAGGCCCAAAUGUGAAUUACCGUCGCCAAAAAAACUGUUUUUUUUUCUUCUGCCCGUCACGGCUCUUUCUCUGUAACUAGGAUAUUUUAAUUGCGGUAAAGGCUUGAGGAGGCCAGUCCACUGCCCACAGAUCGUGCUAUAAUAUAAAUGCUCAUUUCGUACGUAAAUGGCCUAUUCUUCAACAGGUAUAAAAUGUUCUCUUACCCACGAACAGCGGACGUCCUGACAAACGACGGCAUCGUAAACAUGCAAUUGCAUUGUCUUCGACAUGAGCUCGGUCAACAAUUGUGGCACCGACUGUCUUUUAACAGAGUCGCAUGGCACUGACUGUCCCGGCUUUCCUCAAAGACAUUUCCCAGUUCAGAUAAGACAGUCCAGACAUACUGUUUGUUUUGCCUUCAAAGUCACGAUCAUAAAUUUCUGCUGCUUUGAUCAUUUCCGGCAUAUAAUUCUCAUUCAAAGCCGGCCGCCAAUUAUGGGGGAGUACAAAGCAGUGUUAUUGUCGCAGAUUACGCGGUUUCAUUAUUGGGGCGUGCACAAAAUUUGCAGGGUAGUGCAGAUUGUUGUUCUGCUUUGUUUUGUCCAGUGUCUAUGGCGUGGGGGUGUAAGGGUGUCCAGUUUUAGGUCCACGUGAAGGUCUCAGGAGGUCGCUCCCUUGCUUGCAGGUGUAGACUACGCCUAGCGUCCAUUAACUGGCAUGCAAUGCUCGCAUGUGGCUCCCCGAAGCUAGGCUCUGCCUAGCGACCACACCCCGGUAACCGUCUCCAUCGGCGGGCCAAACCAGAUGAGGGUAUCCGUGUGGGCACGGUAACUCGGCCCCGCUGGCCGGAUAGACCACCGACUCGGCGUCUCCACGACGAGACUCCGCCUGCAACGCCGUACGAGGUCACAAGGUGUGUGCACCCCCCUCUCCCUCCCCCCGCCCCAGGUAAGCGAGCGUUGCUCUGUUGGAUUGCCGUCUGGCUGUUUGCCUGUGUUUGUUGUUGUUGAAAACUUAAUGCCCUUCUGUUGAAUCUUUCCACUCACCGCUUAUAUUUCAGCAACCAGUUAGCUUAGAGACGGACGGUAAAGCUCUGCAUGCCCUCUCUACACCCUUUCCCCAUCCCCCCACUCCCCCUUCCCUUCAAGUCCUACGGCGUUGUCGUAGGCAGGCCCAGGCUAACUCGGGUAGAUCUCCAACGAAACAAAAGUCAUGGCCCGUAGUUGAAUUCGGCAGCCCUUUGGGAAAACUGAGCGGCCCUACUAAGGGAGAACGCUGUUCAGCCCUGCGAGGGGGGAGGAAGUAGAAAAGGUGCCCGGAAUAAAUGCUGGGGAUCCACGCCGUUUGCAGGCUGACCGUGGCUGCAGACGCAAAACUCACGGUCGAAACAAUCAAACAAGAAAGAAUACUCUCCUUCUUCCGCCUCCUCUCCACCGUCCCGCUCGCCAGACUGAUAGGGUAGGUCCACUUACUCUGGCAGCCUGGAAUGUUCGUUCCCUUUUGAACAAUCCGAGGAGCAACCGGCCGAAACGGAGGACGGCGCUUGUGGCACGUGAACUGGCGUGCUACAAGGUGGACAUCGCUGCACUUUGCGAGACUCGGUUCUCGAGCAAGGCAAACUGUAGGGGGUUGGUACAGGUUACACCUUCUGGAGCAGUCGCCCCAGGGCAGAGCGACAGGACGAGGGCAUCGGUUUUGCCAUCCGGAAGGACAUCGUGGUACGACUGUCCUGUCGGCCGCAGGGUAUCAACGAUCGCCUGAUGAGCCUCCGCCUGCCUCUCCGGGGAGGGGAAUGUGCCGCCAUCGUCAACGUCUACGCCCCUCUGAUGACCAGCCCUGACGAGGCGAGGAACAAAUUCUAAGAGGACCUACACGCACUCCUGGCGACUGUACCGAAGGCGGGUAAGUUGAUGGCCCUUGGUGACUUCAACGCUCGUGUCGGCACAGACCAUGCGGCCUGGAGAGGAGUGCUGGGUCUUGAUGGCUUCACGACAAUGGCCUGCCAUUAGCAACCUGCUUGCCGAUAACAACCGCCUGCAUAAAGCCUACGUCAACAGUCCCACCAACGAAAACAAAGCAGCCUUCUAUCAUGGUCGCCGUUUUGUUCAACAGCGUCUGCCAAGGAUGUAGGACGCUUGGAUGGCUCACAAGGCCGAGGAUAUCCAAGGUUACGCGGAUCGCAACGAAUGAAAGAUCUUCUUCUCCGCGAUUAAGGCUGUCUACGGUCCGCCAACCAAAGCAUCUGCUCAUCUUCUCAGCGCCGACGGAAGUACCCUACUCGCCGGGAAGAAAUAUAUCCUACAGCGAUGGGCGGAGCACUUCAGGGGCGUCCUCAAUCGUCCCUCAACCAUUUCCGACGCCGCCAUCGCCCGUCUGACCAAUAUUGACAUCGACAUUCCGCCUUCUCUACACGAAUCCAUAAAGGUCGUACAGCAACUCUACAGCGGGAAAGUGCGCGGAUCAGACAUGAUCCCUUUUAAGAUCUACAAGCAGAGUGACCCCCAACUCCUGGAUCAUCGGACCUCACUCUUCAGGGCAGUCACCACCAAAAAUUAAUUGGUAAAAAUUUAACAGUAUUAUUCUGGUGGGUUGUGGGGUUUGCUGUACUUAACAUACGCCAAUCAAAUAAACUUCCUUCUAAAUGCGUUGUUAACGUCCGACUGAACACGCGAGUCAUAUGUUCCGUCGGGAACCGCUGUUACAAUACAAGGAUACUUUAGAUUUUUGCUUUGCGUCAAGUAAUAUACUAAUAACUGGUUAGGUAGACUGUGUACGUUGACAAUGAAUGUCCUUACGCAGUUUCAGAAGAGCAUUUGGCGGGCUCACGCGUGCUUUCCAUAAAUUCCCAUCGGGCCUGUACAUUUAUAUGGGAAAGAGGUUCAAAAUGAACAUGUGAAUGGUAAGUGCAAUGGAUUACGGUUCGACUUUUCAUACAGACCGGGUAUGUGAACAGAGGGGGGGGGGGGUAGGAGAGGAGGCAGUAUGUGUCAGUGAGGGUUAGGUAGAGACGUGUCACAAAGGGGCAGAGGGGACGGGGGCGCGGAGAAAUGCAUAAAGUUAAUCGAUCCUUUCCCACGGCAGACGCGGAGCCUUCAAGAUGUUCUUCCGCGCGCACAGAACCGGCCUCUGUAGCCCGAUGGCAGUCGCCUCUGCUGCUGCUGCUGCUGCUGCUGCUGCUGCUGCUGCUGCUCCUGCUGCUGCUGCUGCUGCUGCUGCUGCCGCUGCUGCUGCUAGUAAACGCUGA